Molecule: messenger RNA, 3204 nt
Organism: Callithrix jacchus (white-tufted-ear marmoset)
Lineage: Eukaryota; Metazoa; Chordata; Mammalia; Primates; Cebidae
Gene: CHMP3
Product: charged multivesicular body protein 3
Biological process (GO): vacuolar transport
Source: RefSeq, a predicted model, not a curated record
GCGCACUCAGUUCUGCACAUGCGCAGAGCUGCCGCUCCUUACUCUGGGCGUCGGGACUCCCUUCUCUCCGCGGGCCCCGCCCAGGCGGCUGCCCGUGACCUGCCUGGGCGCGGGGAACGGAAAGCCGGAAGGAGCAAGACGAGUUCAGUUCGCCAUGGGGCUGUUUGGAAAAACCCAGGAGAAGCCACCCAAAGAACUGGUCAAUGAAUGGUCACUGAAGAUAAGAAAGGAAAUGAGAGUUGUUGACAGGCAAAUAAGAGAUAUCCAAAGAGAAGAAGAAAAAGUGAAACGAUCUGUGAAAGAUGCAGCCAAGAAGGGCCAGAAGGAUGUCUGUGUAGUUCUGGCUAAGGAGAUGAUCAGGUCAAGGAAGGCCGUGAGCAAGCUGUAUGCAUCCAAAGCACACAUGAACUCGGUACUCAUGGGGAUGAAGAACCAGCUCGCGGUCUUGCGAGUGGCUGGUUCCCUGCAGAAGAGCACAGAAGUGAUGAAGGCCAUGCAAAGUCUUGUGAAGAUUCCAGAAAUUCAGGCCACCAUGAGGGAGCUGUCCAAAGAAAUGAUGAAGGCUGGGAUCAUAGAGGAGAUGUUAGAGGACACUUUUGAAAGCAUGGAUGAUCAGGAAGAAAUGGAGGAAGAAGCAGAAAUGGAAAUUGACAAAAUUCUAUUUGAAAUUACAGCAGGGGCCUUGGGCAAAGCACCCAGUAAAGUGACUGAUGCCCUUCCAGAGCCAGAGCCUUCAGGAGCGAUGGCUCCCUCAGAGGAUGAGGAGGAGGAAGAAGCCCUGGAGGCCAUGCAGUCCAGGCUGGCCACACUCCGAAGCUAAAGGGCUGCCUACCCGCUGGGUGUACACAUACUCCUCUGAAGAGCUGCCAUUUUACAUGUCUCUUGCACUACACCUCUGUUGUGAGGACUACCAUUUUGGAGAAGGUUCUGUUUGUCUCUUUUCACUGUGCCCAGGUUUUGGGAUCGCAAAGGGAUUGUUCUUACAAAGGUUGCAUAAAUAAAUGCAUCAUUUUUAGGAGAAUAGACAUAAAUAUCUUAUUGUGGGAAGGGGAAGGAAAUCCAUCUUCUCGUGAAGCACUUCUGAAAAUACAGGUGAUUGCCUGAAUGUUGAAGACUCUACUUUUGUCUAUGAAACACAAUAUAAAUGAAUUUUAAUAAAUUUUCGCUUUAGCACUUGGCCCCAUUGUAGAUUGCCCUGCACAGUGAACUUUCAGGGUGUUGGCUGCCUCAAUACCUUGAAAUGAAAAGAAUGUUUCAUUUGUUGGGCAUGCAAAGAGAGUUGCUAUAGCCAGGCAUAUGGGAUUUGGACACUCAGCAGAAAUGACUUCUGCUCUGUGGAUGCUGUUCCCCAGCUUUCACAGUUGUGGUAUGGUAGCCAUUCUUUUAUCUGUUUAACCAAAAGGAUGCUUGGGAAUUGUGCUGCUUGACUAGUUGGCUGGUGGCUGUAUUAUGUCUUGUGGUGUGUAUGUGGGUCUAUUUAGAGCUUCUGUCCCUUCCUUCUCAUUGCAAGUUGUACCUAGAUCAGACAACUGUAGGACUAUGUCUCUUUCAUCUCUCAAUGCCUGUUCCUGCUUUGAGCUGGUUGUCUUGUGCAUGGGACAUGGGCCUUCCUAUUGGUGUUUUCUCAAAGUCAGGAGCUGACCAGGAGCACACUAAGGUGUGGUCAUACAUAAUAACCAAUACUUACUCAUCUGGAACAUUCUUAAGAUACAUCUAUACGUCAUUUCAGCAGUAGCACUUGUAUGUGUGUGAGAUUUAACAGAGCUCUUUGACAUGUGAUCUCAUUUAUUCUUUACAAAUAAGGAAAACAGCUUAGUUUGGGAACUAUCAGAGCUGGGAUUCAAACCCAGAUCCUCUGCUCCAAGUUGUUUGUGCACUGAACUAAUCAGGCAGGAAAAAAGCCCAGCCACUGUCUCAUAGAUUGUUUCAGGAUUUUGCUACAGAGUAUACAAUGGGGUCUUUCCAGUCUUAUCCUACAAAAUGGCAAUCUUGGCUGGGUGCAGAGGUUCAUGCCUAUAAUCCCAGCACUUUACAAGGCUGAGGCAGGAAGCUCUCUGGAGAACAGGAGUUCAAGACCAGCCUGGGCAACAUAGCAAGAUCCUGUCUCUAUAAAAACAAAACAAAACAAAAAACUUAUUCUUAAAUCCAGAGGACCCUCCUAUUACUCUUGAUUUCAUGUUUACAGUUAAAAAAAAUUUUUAAUAAAGUAUUUUUUAAAAUCAAUUACAGGUUUAGAGCAAAAUUGAACAAAAAGUAGAAAUUUCUCAUAUAUCCCCUGGCCUCACAUAUGCAUAGCCUCCCACCACUAUCAACAUCCCACACCAGUGUGGUACAUUUGUUACAAUCAGUAGACCUCCAUUGACACAUCAUUAUCACCCGAAGUUCAUAGUUUACAUGAAGAUUCAUUCUUGGUGUUGUAUAUUGUGUGGGUUUGGACAAAUGUGUAAUCAUAACCACAAUUAUAGCAUCAUAUAGAAUAGUUUAACUGCCCUAAAACUUGUCUGUGCCUCACCUGUUCAUUCCUUCCUUCCCUAACGCCCUGGCAACCGCUUUUUUUUUAGUAAUUAUUUUAGGUUCAGGGGGUACAUGUACAGGUAAACUCGUGACAAGAGGGUUUAUUAUACAGAUUAUUCAGUGACCCAGUAUUCAAUAGUUAUUUUUCUGCUCCUGUCCCUUUUCCCACCCUCUACCCUCAGGUAGGCCCUAGUAUGUUACUCCUUUGUGCCCAUGUAGUCAUUUAACUCCCACUUAUAAGUGAGAACAUGUAGCGUUUGGUUUCCUGUUCCUGUGUUAGUUUGUUAAGGAUAAUGGCCUCCAGCUCCAUCCAUGUUCCUGCAAAGGACAUGAUCUCAUUCUUUGGCAGCCACUUUUUACUGUCUCCAUAAUUUUGCCUUUUCUAGAAUGUUAUAUUGGAAUCAUAUAGUAUGUAGCCUUUUCAGAUUGACUUCUUUCACUUAGUAAUAUGCAAUUAAGGUUUCUUCAUGUCAUUUCAUGGCUUAAUAGUGCGUUUAUUUUUAGCACUGAAUAAUACUCCAUUGUCUAGAUGAACAGUUUAUCCAUUCACCUCUUGAAAGACUUCUUGGUUGCUUCUAAGUUUUGGCAAUUAUGAAUAAAGCUGUUGUCUACAUCUGUGUGCAGGUUUUUCUAUGGGCAUAUUUUUAAUUCAUUUGAGUAAAUACCAAGGAGCUUCAGUGCUGGAUCAUA